CGUAAACACAUCACACCAAGAUUCUUGGAGAUAUAUCUUUCUUUCUAUAGUCACUCUUGUAAACGGGAGCCAUGGUGGAUGCUAAGAAGGCCUUAGUGAUUGUACUGAUCAACGUCGUCGUAUUACUCCUCGCAGGUGCCCCCACGGUGGUUCAAGCUUGUCUACCCUCCGAGCGAGCUGCGCUUCUCGAGUUCCGAUCAAAGCUCAACGAGCCAUACAUUGGCGUGUUCAAGACGUGGAAAGGCCAAGACUGCUGCAAAGGCUGGUACGGUGUGAGCUGCGAUCCCAAAAGCCGCCGAGUCUCCGGCAUCACCCUCCGUGGAGUAUCGGAGGAGCCGAUUUUCCAGCGGGCGAAACGGAAGGGGUUCAUGACCGGCACCAUCUCGCCGGCGAUAUGCAAACUCACUCACCUCUCCGGGAUCAUCAUCGCCGACUGGGAAGGAAUCUCCGGCGUGAUUCCGAGCUGCGUCACGAAUCUCCUUGCCAUGCGACAUUUAGAUCUCGUCGGGAAUAAAAUCUCCGGCGUGAUUCCGGCGAGUAUCGGGAAGCUGAUGAAGCUGAGAGUGCUGAAUCUCGCCGAUAAUAAAUUAUCCGGUGGGAUUCCUCCGUCGAUCACGAGACUGACGAUGUUAGCGCAUCUGGAUCUUAUGAACAACAAUCUCUACGGAGUCAUACCGGGAGACAUCGGCCGGUUAAAGAUGCUGAGUCGCGUGCUGUUAACCGGUAACAAACUCUCGGGUCAAAUACCCGAAUCUUUGACCCGGAUCUACCGGCUCGCGGAUCUUGAGCUCGGGAUGAACCGAAUCACCGGUACAAUCCCGGCUUCGAUGGGGAAAAUGUCGGUGCUCGCGACGCUUAAUCUCGACGGGAAUUUGAUCUCCGGGGCCAUUCCGGGGACUCUGAUGAACUCGUCGAUCUCGAAUUUGAAUUUGAGCGGGAACCUUCUCGCGGGAAAGAUACCGAACACGUUCGGGCCGAGGUCGUACUUCACGGUGCUGGAUCUUUCGAACAACCGUCUGCAGGGAGCGAUUCCGGGGAGUAUCACGACGGCGUCGUUUAUAGGCCACCUUGACGUGAGCCAUAACCAUCUUUGUGGGAAGAUUCCGACAGGAUCUCCUUUCGAUCAUCUGGAAGCGACGUCGUUUGCUUACAAUAGCUGUCUCUGUGGAAAGCCUCUCGGGAAGUGUCGGAAAUAAUUUAAUCAAAUCAUUAAGAAGUGAUUUGGGGUAAUCAAAAGCUUGAUUUGGGAUAUGUUUAUUACACACUGUUACGUUAAUACAUUAUGUUCAUGUUGUAACUAGCCUUUUGAAAGAGGCAAAGCUAUAUAUAUAAUUCAAGCGUUUUGUUUGAUGUUUUAAGUUUAUAAAGAGCAUAAAAGUAAUAAAUUAUUUAUAAUAGUUUUAGGAUUUUUUUUUUAUAGAAUGUUAAAUUUAUUGAUCAUCAUAAAAAGGAAUGUUAGCUAAAAAUAAUCCAAACAAAAAAAAAUCUAUUGAGAUCUAAUUAUGACUCGCAUAUGUGCACUAAAACCAACGUUGCAUUUUAAGAUUCUUUUUGCAUAUAUUGAGAUUUAUUUUAGAAAUAAGAAGUCGUUUUCCCACAUCAUUUCCAGUUAAUAUAUAUAUUUAAUAAUCAUAAUGCAUAUGUGGAUUAUCAACUUUAUAUUUAAGGCUAAAUAAAAUAUAUGAUAUGAAAUUCCAUAUCAUAUUAUAAUAUCAUUUGGAAAUUUUAUACACCCAACCUCGUCCAUAUAUACUGAAUCCUAAUCAAUAAUCACCAACUCCUAAAUUUAAAUGUUAACAAUAUUUUUUCUUGAAGAGUAAUAUUAAAAAAGUGGUAUCCAAGUUAUAGAAUUUCAAGUAAUUUUCCUAGUUUUUCACUUUGGAUUUGUAAUUUUUCGUAUAGGUGUUUUAUUGUUAUUACAAAAUUGUAAUAAGAUGACGACGAAACUUGUUUUUUUUUGUCCAAACACAUAUAAAAAUCAUUUACGGGGCCAAUAAUAAUAAUCUAUUUUGUACGACCAAACACGAAAAUAUAUAUCAAACAUGUGUUUUGAUUUUCGUAUGACCAAACACAUAUAAAGACCAAUCACGACAAUAUUCUAAUUGUUGAUUUUUGUUAAUUAAACAGUUUUUUAGUAUCAUGUUUGUCAUCAAAUUCUUUUUAAAAAAUUACUAUUGAAUAAGUUUUGAAAAUUUUCUUUUUGUUAGGAUUUAUACAAAAAAAAAUGCAAAACCUUCUAUUUUUAUAAUCUAUUUUAUUUAGAAUUAAAAUUUUCUUUGUAAAAAUCAUAAACCAAAAAGAACUAUAAUUAUGAACAUAUAUAUGAUUAAGUUCUCUCCUAUUUUGUCACUUCUCAUAUUUUGACACCGAACAUAAUAAGAG
Brassica napus (rape) is the source of this 2382-nucleotide messenger RNA. RefSeq names its product DNA damage-repair/toleration protein DRT100. Lineage: Eukaryota; Viridiplantae; Streptophyta; Magnoliopsida; Brassicales; Brassicaceae. Gene Ontology annotation, molecular function: protein binding. The transcript has a single exon. The record is from RefSeq and is a predicted model, not a curated record. The coding region runs from base 72 to 1196 and encodes 374 amino acids.